This is a messenger RNA of Thecamonas trahens ATCC 50062, 2934 nucleotides long. RefSeq lists its product as uncharacterized. Lineage: Eukaryota; Apusomonadida; Apusomonadidae. The record is from RefSeq and is a predicted model, not a curated record. The coding region runs from base 1 to 2934 and encodes 977 amino acids. The transcript has a single exon.
AUGGACGCACUGCUGGCGUCUCUCGAGUCGGCGGCGCUUCGCUACCGCGGGAGAACGAGUCCCAAGCCGACGGCAGAGACUGGAGCGUCACCUACACCUCCGAAUCCGUCUGAUCUGCCGCGGCCAGACCUCGAGCUGCCUCCGAUUCCACCGCUGGUUGUUCCGCGCUUGGUCAACGUGCUCCUGCUAGGCUUUGCUCCGCCGAGCAAACCAUCGCUCGCCGCGGCGGCCGCUGCGCCAUGGCUCAAGCACAUCGAGCACAUGCUUGCCAUGCGGACGACGGAUGGUGUGGUGCCGAACGCGCACUACUCGUACCAUUUCCGGCUCAUCGAGGCCUCGCCGCAGGUCGCUCGCUUCUUUGAUGCCCUCGUCCUCUCACUGGCUCGUCCGGGCCCGGACCCUGGUGCCGAUCCCUGGCGCUCUGUGUGGGGCGACGAUGGGCCGGAUCUCCCAGCCCAGACGGUCACUGUCGACGCGCUGGCCUUUGAGGGCGUGCUCGGCGACUUUCUGGCCGGCAUGGGCCUCGACGACGCUUUCACCUUUGUCGUCGCAAAGCCCGGCGAGUUUAUCGACCCAGCUGCCUCUGUCCGCUACGGCUAUGCCCGUGGCCUCACCGAGGACGAGCUCGUUCAACUGGACGAGUCGCGUCACGAGUUGGAGGCCUUACUCGACUCUGAGUACCGUCCUCGUGAGUGGGCACUGCCAACAUCCGACGAUUUCCCGGUCUCGUACGCUCAUCGCGCCCUCGCAUCGGCUGCGCCGCUCUCCGACGCCAUCAUCUACUCUCGCCAGCAGCAGUAUAUUGCCUCCGACGGCCCACUCUCUUUCGAGUAUCUCGGCACCGCCGCUGAGGAGUGGAUUUCUGCCUACAUGGCCGACCACGGCUGGCGCUACGCUCCCGUUCAUCCGCCGUCGCACCACUCGGGCUCGCGCUGGUCUGGGCUUCUCAACCCAGCCCCAACCUCGCCGCUUCGCAUCAUCACGUGCGACGCUGAUGCGGCCGUCCCCUGCGCGCGUAUCUUUCCGCCCAGCGCUGACACGAGCACUAACCUCGUCCACCUCCUCCUCCGCUACCUCGGCGCAGGCUCGCUCGAGGACUCGGCGUAUGUCGAGUCGCUCCUCGCCGCAGAGACUGAGCUCGACUUUACGUCCGAGUGCCUUGUUGACCUCUGGGUCUCCUCCUCCGCGUUUGCCGUCCUCGACCUUCACGCCGGUCCCUUUGAGUGGGGCCCGCGCCUCGGCGGCCACGGGCUCAAGACUCGCGACUCGCUGCCGUCGCUCGAGGACACCACCGCCGCCGCGCUCACCGCCUGGUCUGCCGAACACGCUGUGUCGCAGGGCGGGGCUUCGGCUGCAUCAGGUGGCCGCCACGUCCCGUCCGACGCCGCCAUCGAGGCCAUGUCCGAGCCAGACACUGUCUCAUCGUUCCUUGCCAAGUUUUGCGACGAGUCGCUCUUUGCCACCCCGCCCGGCACACCCCGCAUCUCGCUCCCGCCGUUCUGCGCCAAGCUCCGCGCCCGCCUCGCCGCCCUCCAAGAAGCUUCAGAUCCAGCAGCACGCGACGCUGUUGUCAACCCGCAGCCCGAGGACGUGAUCCUUGUCACCGACCCCAACACCCACGCCGAGCCGACGUCUUCCGGACAGCUCGCGGCUUCGCUCUUCCUCACCAAGCUCGCCGGCGUUCUCGACGCUGGUAUCAAGCACGUGGUCACGCCGCCGCUUGACCCAAGCUUUGUAGCUGCCGGAGGCGCCUUUGCCGCCGCCAAGGUUGUCAACUUUAAUGUCGUCGUUGUCGUCGCGCACGAAAGCUACGACCCCAUCGGGCCGACCGCCUUUGACUUUAACUCGUUCAAGGCUCAGAUGGCGAGCCUCCGCCUGCCGUGGCAGCACUUUGCCUUCUCGCUCGCCCGCCGCUCGCUCGACCUCGAUCCCGGCCUCGCCGUUGCGGUCGCCGCCUCGCAGACCACGGUCCGCAUCCCGCGCCUGAGCCUCGAAGGCUCCAUCGAAUCGUCGACUCGCCGAGUCAUCGACUCGGCCACCCUCGCCGCCCUCCUCGCUCAGACCGCACCAGCCGCGAACGCGGCCGCGCGCUCCUCGGGUGGCAAGGCCAGUGGCGCUUCGCUCGUUGUCCCCAUUGUUCUCUUCUCCACAGACUCGACCCACCCGUUCUUCCUCGACGCCACGUCGCAGGUGGCUGUCGUUGACGGCGUCGUCCUCGGCGUUCAGUCGCCGCACACCGAGUGGGAGUCGUACAUGCACUGCAACGGCGCGUCCAAGCUUGUCAACCUCCGCGCGCCGACCAAGGCCAUCACUGCCGCCGUGCUCCGCCUUGUCGGCGGCCUCCCGCCAGCCGCGGCGCCUGGCGCCCGGCGCGCCCUCGACAACUGGCUCUACGCCACAGGCACCUCGCCGCUCUCGGCCUGCGAUGGCGCGUGGCGGAUUUCGCGGCACCAGACCGGCCUCGUCAAGUUCAACAACGCUGUCGCCGCACUGCUCGCGGCGCGGUCGUCGAUGAACACAGCGCUGGCACAUCUCGCGUCCGUGGCCGUUACCGAGUACAACGCGCCAGCUUUUGCCUCGCCGGCCAUGGACGCCCUCCGCACCGCCUAUGACGACGUCCGCUCGCUCUGGGCUGCUGCCGAGUUUACCGCCGCCUCGCCGCGGGUCUCGGCCCACACCGACGAUGAGCUCGCGUCGCUCGUCUCGGGCGUGCUCCUCGGCAAGGCCGCGCGAUUUGUUCACCAGGCCGCCGAGUUUGUAGGCUACGCCGCCCACUACCACUGCAAUGCGGUGCAGGAGGAGCAACACGUCCACGAAGGCGUUUCGGUCCGCUGGACUGUUGCCGUCGGCGCCGCUCUCAACGCCCUCCUCUUUGCCGCCUACCGCUACUCGCGCCGCUCGUCCAAGCCAGCCUCCAAGAUCAAGGUCAACUAG